UCUCUUGUAGGUUUAAACUUAGGAAUUGCUCAGAGCUAAAGAGUUUCUCAGAAAUCUUAGAAGAAACAAAAAAUUUACAGUAUCUUUCUCUAGCUAGAGCAACAAAAGUUAAGGAGCUGCCAUCUUCAAUUGAAUAUUUAAUUGGGCUUCUGUGAGUUGACAUUGGUGGAUCACAAAAACCUUGAGACCAUUGCAAGUAGUAUUUGCAGCUUGACAUCAUUAUACUCAACAUAUCUUUCUGGUUGCUCAAAACUCGAUAGAUUGCUAGAUAACUUGGGAAUUUAAAUGUUUGAGGACCUUUAAUGCAAGAAGAACUGCUUUUAGGGAAUUACCAUCCUCUAUUGCUGGUUGUAAAGAUCUUCGAGUUCUGGAUUGUUCUGUGCGUAGAAAUUUGGUUUUUCCUUCAUUUUCAGUUUUAGGUUCCUUAACACAAUUAAAUGUCUUAUUGCAAUCUAACUGAAAUUCCUGAAGAUCUUUGUUGUAUGCCCUCUUUGGAAAUAUUAAAUCUACAGGGAAACAAUUUUAAGAGUUUACCUAGAAGUAUUAAACAACUUUCUCAGCUAAAGAAUCUUUUGAUAAGCAGGUGUGGAAUGAUUCAAUCAUUGCUAGAGCUUCCUCUAUGUGUACUACUUUUAGAUGCAAGGAAUUGCAAGAAGCUCCAAUCAUUGCCAGAGCUUCCAUCACACCUAGAAGAAUUAAAUACAGAUGAACUGGAGCUAGUAUUUGAGUGCUGUUGCCAAUUCGCGUAUACCAGAUUCGAGUUCAUCUUUACAAACUGCCUGCAAAUGAAUCAAAAAGCAUGCAACAAUAUUUUGGUAUAUGAAAAAACACGUUCAACUAGUUUGUGUCUACUUGGGAGUAAAAUUCCUGAUCGGUUUAGCUAUCAAAGUUCAGGAUCUUCAAUAGCUAUUGUGCUACCUCAGCAUUGGUGCAAUAAAAAGUUCAUUGGAUUUGCUCUGUGUGUUGUUGUUGCAUUUGAGGGGAGUUAUUGUGGUCGUGGUCUCUAUGUUGGUUCUUCUUAAUCACCAGUUUCAAACCAAUGAUAAUCAUUGGGAUCACUUUAUAUUUGGAUUGAACCUUUCUAUUACUGGUAGGUGGCCUAUCGCAUUUAUUGAUCUUGAACACAUUGUACUGGGUAUAUGAUAGGUACCUGGUAUACUCAGCCAGCUCUCCGGUGCAGAUCGUUGGCCAGAACCUCCCUCACGAAGAAGUAUUCCCAACUCACCCAGCAGUGGCUUCCUCCAGAAGCAACCAGUUCCAACAGGCAGGAGUUUCUCAAGGCAAAGCCACAAUCAAUUUGUAUUAAUUCAAUUAGUAAUGACACUAAGAACAAUGGCAAUUCCGCAAUAACACCCUGAUUUGUAUUAAUUCAGAAUGCUUAAUAAAUAAACUGUUCUUCUACAGUGCUUAGUUCCCUUACAUUAAUUUCAUAGACAUACAAUCAAAAUGCAACACACAAGUACACACCCAAAAUCAAUCUCACG
Molecule: messenger RNA, 1484 nt
Organism: Mangifera indica (mango)
Lineage: Eukaryota; Viridiplantae; Streptophyta; Magnoliopsida; Sapindales; Anacardiaceae
Product: disease resistance-like protein DSC1
Exons: 2
Coding region: 438-1022 (194 amino acids)
Molecular function (GO): protein binding
Source: RefSeq, a predicted model, not a curated record